AUGACCGAUGAUAACAACAGCGACAAGCAGGAUGUCUCCGCCGUCGAGAUGCUACGUCGUAUCCAGACAGCGGAGAGUGUCCUCCUUCCCAUCCCACGCGACGCCUUUGAGAAGCUGUAUCUCAGCCCGAAGCUGCCAGCAGCUGGUAAUCUGCGACGAACUUUUGGUAACCCGACUCCGAUCUCGCUGAUGGGCUUCUUGCUUGCUGCAACUCCCGGUGCAAUGCAGACCUUGGGUUGGCGUGGCUCUGGUGGUAACGGAGGGGCUAUACUGCCUGUCUUCAUUUUCUUCGGCGGUAUGGUCCAGAUCCUCGGUGGUCUUGGAGAAUGGAUUAUUGGAAAUACAUUCUCCUGUGCCCUCUUUUUCACAUAUGGAACCUUUUGGAUUGUUCAAGGCACGACUCAGAUGCCAUUCUUCGGCGUUGGCACCAAUUACUCUGCUACAGGCAAUACAAUUGAGGGAGCAAAGACACCAGAAUAUGCCGCUACCGUUGGUCUUUACUACGUGAUCCUCUCUAUCUUGACAUUCGUCUACCUGAUCUGCUCUAUUCGGACAAAUUUUUGUCUUUUCCUCGCCUUGUUCCUUCUCCAGGCUGCUGGUGCAUUCAACUUGGCCCUUUGUAUCCCAAUUUGGCAUAUCUUUAUCGCACAGAUGCUCGAGGCAGUUGAUUUCCCCUUUGAACUUCCGGUGGGCGACUUGAGCACCGUCGUACUGGGAAGAUCCCAGAGAAAGAAGCGCGAGGCCGAAACCUAG
Messenger RNA from Penicillium malachiteum, 753 nucleotides. Its product is annotated as putative plasma membrane ammonium transporter (Ato3). The record is from RefSeq and is a predicted model, not a curated record. Gene Ontology annotation, cellular component: plasma membrane. The coding region runs from base 1 to 753 and encodes 250 amino acids. Gene Ontology annotation, molecular function: acetate transmembrane transporter activity. The transcript is spliced from 5 exons. Lineage: Eukaryota; Fungi; Ascomycota; Eurotiomycetes; Eurotiales; Aspergillaceae.